This is a messenger RNA of Carassius gibelio (silver crucian carp), 923 nucleotides long. RefSeq names its product anaphase-promoting complex subunit 2-like. The transcript has 5 exons. The record is from RefSeq and is a predicted model, not a curated record. Gene Ontology annotation, cellular component: anaphase-promoting complex. The coding region runs from base 87 to 908 and encodes 273 amino acids. Lineage: Eukaryota; Metazoa; Chordata; Actinopteri; Cypriniformes; Cyprinidae.
GUCGUCAUCUGCGAGCGACAAGCGUUUGAAGAAUAGCGCUGUAAUUUGGUAUAUGACUAUUGUUUACACUACAGCCUGAGAGAGGAAUGAACGAAGCCCAGUCGAUGCCGCAGGGUCUUUCUGCAGCCUGGGACACAGUGACAUCUGCACUGGUGUCUCCUGUGCCACCAAAUGCUUCUACUGAUAAGGUUCUCUCUGAAGCCUUGGCCCUGCUGGGUGUACAUGGACUGGGUCAGUAUGUGGAAGGUUGGCUGCUUGAGACUCUGCAGGUGCGUUUGACUACUUCUGUUGCACCAGACUUCUGGACGGGGCUCAAGCAGCCAGAGGGGGAGUCACAGGAGAGAGACAGGGCAAAGGCUUUAAUAGAAGCCUUCCAAAACCUUCUCCAAGAGCUGCAACCUUUCCUUGAUGGUCUUGAGAGACUGGGCUCAUGGCAGGAUGAGGGUCGUGGAGGUCUGUCUGGUCCAGGGGCCUGUGGUCUGACAGAGAGAGCUUUCUCUGUCAUUCGUGCCAUUCUUCUGUUCUCUCCUCCACCUGUGCUGCAAGAGCGUGUGUUAGAGUUUUACAGCCGCACAUUCUCCGUACACAUGAGUCAGGCCGGGGAAGCAGUGGAGGCUGAGGAGGGCCAUGAUGAAGGUGGUUUGUGCCCAGGCUGUGCCGUCCUCCCUCACCUGUGUUGGUGUCAGGAAGCUCUAGAGCAGCUUCAAGGGCUCAGCCACAUACUCUCCACACUACAGCUGUUGGAGCGUGUGAGCUCAGAGGCCGUGACCAGCAUCUUGCACCAGCUGAUAGAGAAGAGGAUGGAGCAGCGCUGCAGGGGAGAAUACGAAAGCUCUUUUCUCACAGACUUCAAUGAUGUAAACACUUUUCAAACAGUUACAAAGCAGAAGAUGUUUAAUUUGGUAUGAUCUUGAAUGUUGAUG